AUGAACAAGAAAGAUAUGAACCCUCGGAUUGCAAGAUGGGCGUUAUUAUUUCAGAAUUAUGAUUUCAGUAUUGAACAUCGUGCAGGAAGUAAAAUGAAACACGUUGACGCAUUAAGUCGGAAUACCAAUAUAUUAAUGUUGUAUGAAAAUACUUUUGAGCAAACGUUGUCGAUUAAACAGAUUGAAGAUAAAGAUAUUAACAAGUUAAAAGAGCGGUUGAAGAAAUGUGAGGAUAAGUACUUUGAAAUGAGAAAUGGUUUAGUAUAUAGGAAGUAUAAAAGUGAGUUGUUGUUUUACGUCCCUAGUAGCAUGGAGGAUAAUGUGAUAAGGUCGGUGCAUGAGGAAUAUGGGCAUUUGGGUGUAGAAAAAACCAGUGAAGUAGUGUUGAGAACAUUUUGGUUUCCCAAUUUGAGAGAAAAAGUCAAAAGUUUUAUUUCAAAUUGCUUAAAAUGUAUCUCAUAUUCGCCAGUAUAUGGUAAAAAGGAAGGUGAGUUGCACCCUAUACCUAAGACUCCAAUACCGUUCGAUACAAUCCAUAUCGACCACUACGGUCCACUGGAGAAGACUGGUAAAAAAAAUAAAUAUUUGUUUGUAAUCAUUGAUGCAUUUACCAAAUUUGUUAGGUUAUAUCCUUGUAAAACAACUAACACGGUAGAGGUAAUUAGGCAUAUGAAUGAUUACUUCAGGUGUUAUAGUAUACCUAGAAGGGUAAUAUCUGACAGAGGUUCAACGUUCACGUCUAAUGCAUUUGGAGAAUUCUUAGCCCAGAAAAAAGUAGAUUUGGUAUUAGUGGCAACGGCGACACCCCGGGCAAAUGGUCAGGUUGAGAGAGUAAACCGUUGCAUAACAGCAAUGCUGGCAAAAAAGACAGUAGAUUUAAAUAGGUGGGACAGGGUAUUGCAUGAGGUCGAGUACGCAUUGAACAAUAUGUUAUGUGCUUCGACGGGUGAAGCCCCAUCUAAGUUAUUAUUUGGUGUAUAUCAACAUGGUACGGUGGAAGGUGAGUUUAGGAGGUUAUUGGUGGAAGUGGAGAAGGACAGGAACUUGGAGGAAAUAAGAAAAGAGGCUAAGGACAAGAUAGUAAAAAAUCAAUCAUAUAAUAAAAAAUAUUAUGAUGAGAAACAUAAGAAACCUACCUUAUAUAAAAAAGGAGAUUUUGUUGUAAUUAAAAAUACAGAUGUUAGUGUGGGGGUGAAUAAAAAAUUAAUACCUAAAUUUAAGGGCCCAUAUAUAAUAGACAAAGUGUUACUAAACGAUCGAUUUAUAGUCAAAGAUGUUGAAGGUUUUCAGCACACUCAGGUGCCUUAUGAAGGAGUCAUUAGCUCAGAUAACAUGAGACAUUGGGUUAGGAGCUUGGAAAAAUGA
This is a messenger RNA of Macrosiphum euphorbiae (potato aphid), 1365 nucleotides long. NCBI's taxonomy places the organism in Eukaryota, Metazoa, Arthropoda, Insecta, Hemiptera, Aphididae. The record is from the annotation of a GenBank genome assembly.